AUGCAAAAACCAUCAAACAAACUCUGGUCAUAUGGAAAAACACAGUCCUGGCUUGAUCAGUUUGAUGAGACGAAAUCACUUUGUCAAAAGCACCAUGAUACCCAAACACUUAAUAUUAAAGGAAGACCGUACUGUUUGAUUCCAACAUUUGCUUCACCUUUAGUAACAUCACAAACACCUGGUAGACGUUGCAUGUGGAUACGACUAUCCAGAGAAGUGGCUCCUUUUAUACAGUACCCUGUAGACAUACAAUUUUAUAUCGAUCACACAUCUAUAGAUCCAAAACAGUGGAGUUUACUGCUUAUUUGGUUUCAAGGUCAGAUGUUUUCAUCAACUGAAGAACUUUUGCAUAAAUAUCACUCUGGUGAAUUCAAAGUAAUUAAACAACAAUUUGUUGAUAUGUAUCCUAACCAAUUAAAACCAGGACCAAAUCAGUACAAGGCAGCUAAAAGUAGUACAUCAUCUACGAAGAGUUCAAAUGAAGAAUCUCCACAGUCAACAAAGCCUAAAAUUCAUCGCAUUUACAUAAAUAAGCGUCGAAUAAAAUAUGACAGAUGGGAUUUCCAUGUAACAAUGAGGAGAGAUACAGGUCUUAGACUUUUUGGUGUAUAUUAUGCAAAUGUAAGCCUAUUAUCUGAAGCUGGACUUGAUGAAACUGUAACAGCCUACUGGGGUAGAUCACCGUUUAUGAAGACGAUGACAUCAUUAGAGUCAAUGUAUGGUGUAGGUGGUAUGACUUCAGAACUUAGCCCUGGUUUAGACUGUCCUAAAAAUGCUAUCUACUUACCAGUACAGUUAAUUCCAUCAGGAGAAAUUGGACCUAAAGUUAUUAAAAAUGGUAUUUGUUUAUUUGAAUGGAAAGCUAAUCCAUCAGCUGGUCCAGUUAGACGCCAUUUUGAAUUCUCUACAAAUGAUGAUGCUGUUGAUACAGGCAAUGCAAAUGAAGCGAAGCAUACAAAUUUUGGAUUUGGUUCUACAAGUCAAUCACUUGUUCUACGUGCUAUAUCAAGUUUAUACAAUUAUGAUUAUUUAUUUGAUAUAAUUUUUUAUCCAACUGGUGUAAUCGAGUUUUCUGUGACCCCAACUGGUUAUAUACAUGUUGAUGCUGAAUUGCAUCCUUUUCAAUCACAGAUGAAAUAUGGUUACUCAUCAGCAAUUAAUCCAAUCUACUUUGUCAUUCAUCAUCAUUUAUUUCACUUUAAAAUUGAUGUAGACAUUGUCAAUAGAAGAAAUUUUAUGAAAGUUAUCAAAAUACGUGGACCACUUACAGAAGAUCAAGUUAAUACUACUGAAAAGCAUGAAAGUAGUAAUCAAUCAACAAUGUUGUAUAAUUCAGAAUUAUUAUGGAUGUCAACUGAAAUUCCUAAGACUGAAAUGUCAGCAAGAUUUUCAGCUAAAUUUGAAUCACCUAAACAAUAUUUAAUUUGUUCAACAAAUCCUCAUAUGAAUGAAUCAAAUAAGACGACAAAUGAUUAUUUUAGACAUGAUAAAUGUUUAAUUAUUGUCAAUAAAGCUCAAAUAAAGACUGUUUUCCAUGAUGAACAUACAAAAUCCUUCGCUUGGUCCAGGCAUCAACUUUAUGUCACUCGACAACAUGACAAUGAAUCAUUUGCGUCAUCAAUCUUCAAUGGAGUCGAUUUAACUUCACCAGUUGUUGACUUCACUAAAUUUAGCUCGAAUAAUGAGUCAAUAUUCAAUGAAGAUCUUGUAUUAUGGUUAACAGUUGGCAACUAUCACCUUCCAAGACAAGAAGAUUUACCAAAUACAGUUACCAGUGGUGGACCAUUGUCAAUAUUGUUAAUGCCGCAUAAUUUAUUCACCUAUAGUCCAGACGCUUUCAGUUGCAAUCGGUUCUAUACACAAGAACUAAAUGAAUGGAUAAACGGACCUCAAAUGGAAGACGACUGUAAAAUGGAGUCAAUCCCAGAGUUGUGA
Messenger RNA from Heterobilharzia americana, 1935 nucleotides. The record is from the annotation of a GenBank genome assembly. NCBI's taxonomy places the organism in Eukaryota, Metazoa, Platyhelminthes, Trematoda, Strigeidida, Schistosomatidae.